This is a messenger RNA of Melampsora larici-populina 98AG31, 759 nucleotides long. RefSeq lists its product as uncharacterized. The coding region runs from base 1 to 759 and encodes 252 amino acids. Gene Ontology annotation, biological process: L-tryptophan biosynthetic process; L-histidine biosynthetic process. Gene Ontology annotation, molecular function: 1-(5-phosphoribosyl)-5-[(5-phosphoribosylamino)methylideneamino]imidazole-4-carboxamide isomerase activity. Lineage: Eukaryota; Fungi; Basidiomycota; Pucciniomycetes; Pucciniales; Melampsoraceae. The record is from RefSeq and is a predicted model, not a curated record. The transcript is spliced from 8 exons. Gene Ontology annotation, cellular component: cytoplasm.
AUGACCGUCUUUCGUCCAUGUAUAGAUCUCCACGAUGGUCAGGUCAAGCAGAUCGUCGGCGGUUCAUUAGACUUGAAUCGUCCUGAUCAACUUCAAACCAAUUUUUCUUCGUCUCAGCCGGUAGAAUAUUACACCGAACUUUAUCGAACCAAUAAUCUCACCGGAACUCAUUUGAUCAAGCUCGGACCUUCGAAUGAUGAAGCCGCCCUAAGAGCAUUGGAUUCUUGGAGAGGUCACAUACAACUUGGAGGAGGAGUGGAUCUUUCAAAUGCUGAAAAAUGGAUUGAUGCUGGGGCGGAGAAGAUCAUUGUCACCUCAUUUUUAUUUCCCGGUUGUAAGUUUUCAGAGGAUCGACUCCGACAAUUGAACGAACUAGUAGGAAAAAACAAGCUUGUGAUUGAUCUCAGUUGCAAAAAAAGGAAUUCGACUUGGUUUGUUGCCUCAAACCAAUGGAGGGACCUGACCGAUACCGAAGUCAACGAAGAUCUAAGCGAAUCUUGUUCAGAAUUUUUGAUCCACGCUGCUGAUCACGAAGGGCUUUGCAAAGGGAUAGAUGAAGACCUAGUCAAACGUCUUGGGGAAUGGAGUCGGAUCCCGGUAACUUAUGCUGGCGGUGCAAAAUCUGUAAGCGACUUAGAUCUAGUGAAGGAUCUAUCGAAUUCAAAGGUAGACUUGACUUUUGGCAGCUCACUAGAUAUAUUUGGUGGUAACAAGGUGAAGUUCGAAGAUGUAGUGAAAUGGAACACCACAAACUCUUGA